Molecule: messenger RNA, 1595 nt
Organism: Lycium ferocissimum
Lineage: Eukaryota; Viridiplantae; Streptophyta; Magnoliopsida; Solanales; Solanaceae
Product: serine/threonine-protein kinase STY13-like
Exons: 7
Coding region: 252-1436 (394 amino acids)
Biological process (GO): protein phosphorylation
Cellular component (GO): plasma membrane
Molecular function (GO): ATP binding; protein kinase activity
Source: RefSeq, a predicted model, not a curated record
AACCUUUUUUAAAGGCAUCUUUUUCUCCCAUUAACUUCAACACACCACAAAUUUCCUUUUUUCUCACAAUUCUUUGACUUUUUAUUCAAAGAUAAAGAAAAAUCAAAGAAGAAAAAGGGGUUGGUCAAAGUUUAUGGCUAAAUCUUCCUUUUCUGUAUAUGGGUUUUGAUUUCAGAUUGUGGAUCAGAAAUUUCCUAAAAGUUUGAAGCUUUGUGGAUAUUGUUACUUGAAUUACUGGAGGUUAUUCAAAGAUGGAUUUGAAUACUGAGGAGAAAAAUGAAGAGGUAAAUAAAAAUGAGAAUUUGGAUGAUCAAGAAUUGGAACUUUUGAACAACAUGGAAACAAAGAGUCCUGGAAGUAUAAGUAGCAAAGAUAUGAUCUUCAGGGCUGACAAAAUUGAUUUAAAAAGCUUGGAUGUUCAAUUGGAAAAGCACUUGAGCCGCGUUUGGUCGAGCAAUUUAGAGAGACCUAACCAAAGACCUAAGGAAGUAUGGGAGAUUGAUCCUAAUAAGUUGGAAAUAAGGUAUCUUGUAGCUAAGGGUACCUAUGGUACCGUUUAUCGCGGUAGCUAUGAUGAUCAAGAUGUUGCAGUUAAACUGUUGGACUGGGGAGAGGAUGGCAUGGCCACAGCUGCUGAAACUGCUUCUCUACGGGCAUCAUUUCAGCAGGAGGUUGCUGUUUGGCACAAACUUGACCAUCCAAAUGUUACAAAAUUCGUCGGUGCUUCUAUGGGAACUUCAAAUCUCAAGAUUCCUUCGAAGAAUCCUUCUGAGGGUUACACCACCUAUCCUGCUCGGGCUUGUUGCGUUCUUGUCGAAUUUCUCCAUGGUGGAACAUUGAAAAACUACCUGUUCAAAAACAGGAAAAAGAAACUCGCCUUUAAGAUUGUCAUUCAGCUUGCUCUUGAUUUGUCUAGAGGGCUGAGCUAUUUGCACUCAAAAAAGAUUGUACAUCGUGAUGUGAAAGCUGAAAACAUGUUGUUAGACACUAGUAGAAAUCUCAAAAUUGCUGAUUUUGGAGUUGCUCGUGUUGAAGCACAAAAUCCCAGAGACAUGACUGGGGAAACUGGAACCCUUGGGUACAUGGCCCCGGAGGUACUUGAUGGAAAGCCCUACAACAGAAAAUGUGAUGUAUAUAGCUUUGGUAUUUGCUUAUGGGAAAUUUAUUGCUGUGAUCUCCCAUAUACAGAUCUAAGUUUUGCUGAAGUUUCUUCUGCAGUUGUUAGACAGAAUUUGCGACCAGAAAUCCCACGAUGUUGUCCAAGUUCUCUAGCACAUAUCAUGAAGAAAUGCUGGGACGUAAAUCCAGACAAACGACCUGAAAUGGAUGAGGUAGUGAAAUUGUUGGAAGCGAUUGACACAAGCAAAGGAGGAGGAAUGAUACCCGAAGACCAAGCUGGUGGCUGUUUCUGCUUUGCUCCUACUAGGGGUCCAUAAUCUUUGUUCCGUUAUUUGUUUAGCCCCGUUGGUCAAGUUGAUGAAAUUGUACUGUUAAUUCAUUGGGUUGCUUGAAUGUUUCGAGCAAGAAUGUUGGAAGAUCGUUUUCAAUUGUCGUGAACGAGUAUAGCUGGUGAAAAGUUCAAGAUUUUUAAGUUU